AUGGUCGAAAUCGAGGAUCCCGUUGUACCGCGGCGUCUCGACUACCAAACGUUGUACAAUAACGGCGUCGGCCGCAUCGAAUACAAAUGCGGACGCUGGGUGCACAUGGCUCUGCCUGGGCCCCCCCGCGCGCCGCGCGCGCCCAACCGCAACAGCCUGGUGGUCGCGAUUGGCGGCGACUGCUUGAGGAACCAUGGCACCGGACGCGCAGCGAUAGGCGUCUUCUGGGGAUAUGGCAAUCCGAACAACGUCUCGAGCGCGCUAGACUCGUAUCCGGGUCCACGCACCAUAGUCAUGUCGGAGCUCAGCGCCUGCUGUCGGGCACUACGCGAUGGCAUCCGCAUCCAGCAGCAACGCGAAAACUGUAUGCCGCUGCAGCGGCUGGUGGUGAAAUCGGACUCGGAGCGGGUGGUGAGCGGGGUCACGGAGCAUAUGCCUCACUGGAUAGCCAACGGGUGGCGGAGUGCCCAUGGAGGACCUAUCCCGUAUGGGGCGUUCUACCUGGAGAUCAAAAACUUGAUCGCGGAGCUGGAAAACGAGGGGACGGCGGUGGAUUUCUGGUUUGUGUCCCGAAGACUGAAUUCUGAUGCUCGACGGAUGGCGAGGAAUGGCCUCCGCCGUGAUCCUUGA
Messenger RNA from Aspergillus homomorphus CBS 101889, 630 nucleotides. RefSeq lists its product as uncharacterized. The transcript has a single exon. The record is from RefSeq and is a predicted model, not a curated record. Bases 1 to 630 code for a protein of 209 amino acids. Lineage: Eukaryota; Fungi; Ascomycota; Eurotiomycetes; Eurotiales; Aspergillaceae. Gene Ontology annotation, molecular function: nucleic acid binding; RNA-DNA hybrid ribonuclease activity.